Messenger RNA from Coregonus sp. 'balchen', 999 nucleotides. The record is from the annotation of a GenBank genome assembly. NCBI's taxonomy places the organism in Eukaryota, Metazoa, Chordata, Actinopteri, Salmoniformes, Salmonidae.
AUGGAUGGCAAGCUUGUGGAGAAGGGGCAAGAUGACCAUAGGCAUCUGGCUGUCAGGUUGGCAACAUUGUUUCCGUCUCUGAUAUCCGAGGAAAACCUCAGAGCCCACCGUAUCCGUUUCAUCACUAGCUCUAAACACAGAUGCGUGGACAGCAUUGUAGCAUUCCAAGAGGGCCUGCUCAACCUUUGGAAAGUGACCGAAGUUGGACCCAGCCACAAAAUCAACGAUGAGUUGAUGAGAUUCUUUGACCAUUGCCAGAAAUUUGUUGAGGAUGUAGAGAACAACCAAACUGCCCUGGAAGAGGUCCACCUCUUCAAGGCCUCAGCAGAGAUGAAAAGAGUGCAGAUGAAGAUGGCUGACAAGCUGCAAGUUCCAUACAAUCGGAUCACACCACAUCUGGUGGAGGCUACAUUCUUGUUGUGCUCAUAUGAGUUUGCCAUCAAAUCUUUGAACUCCCCCUGGUGCAACCUGUUUGAUGAGACUGACGCCCAAGUACUGGAAUACAAGAAUGACCUGAAACAGUACUGGAAGAGGGGCUAUGGUCAUGACAUCAACCGCAAGUCCAGUUGCACUCUCUUUCAUGACCUGUUCAAUCGUCUUGAUCAGGCUGCUCAUGAGAUCAGGUUUGGGCAUGUAUCUGAGGCCGUGACCAUCCAGGUGGGCCAUGCCGAGACCCUCCUGCCCCUGUUGGCCCUCAUGGGCUUCUUCAGAGACGAGACGGCCCUGACUGCUGACAACUUUGACGUGCAACAUGGCCGCACCUUCCGCACCAGCCGCAUCGUGCCUUACGCAGCCAACCUGCUCUUUGUGCUGUAUGACUGCAGCGAAGGCCUCCGGCUGCAGUUCCUCCUCAACGAGACACCUCAGAACUUCCCCGAUAUAAAGCACCAGGCUCCACUCUACGAUACGGUCAGAGAGACCUACAGAGAGCUGCUGCACGGCUGCAAUUUUGAGAAGGAGUGCGAGCUGCCCAGACCCAACAUAAACUCUGAGCUGUGA